GGGCUGAUAAGCCGAGGAACACCAGAUUAAGGUGUGGGCAUGCAACACCAGAUAAUAUGCAGAAUCCCCCCUUAUAAGACUAUAUAUGUGGGGUUCCUCCACCACUGCUGGUGCCUUAAAUUAAGAAAAAUUGCAGCAGCAGCAGCAGCAGCAUACAUCCUCAUGAAAGGAACACUGAGAUACUUGGCAGGCAUUGCAGGCCCAAGUGGCUUUGGCUCAAAUUCAACUGCAGAGCAGGUCACUCAACACUGUCCUUGCCCUUCUCCUGCCCACCUCACUGCUAUCAUCACUGGAGCGACUUCGGGAAUCGGAGCCGAAACGGCGAGGGUGCUGGCAAAGAGAGGGGUGAGGGUUGUGAUUCCAGCCAGGAACUUGAAGAAGGCGAGGGAGGUGAAAGAGAGAAUUCAAAAGGAGAACCCAAAGGCAGAGAUUAUAUUGUUGGAGGUUGACUUGAGCUCAUUUGCUUCAAUCAAGAGAUUUUGUUCUGAGUUCUUGUCUCUAGGGCUGCCCCUCAACAUUCUCAUAAAUAAUGCUGGAAAAUUUUGCCAGAAGUUGGAGCUCUCUGAGGACAAAAUUGAGAUGACCUUUGCCACAAAUUACUUGGGACAUUUUCUAUUGACAGAAAUGUUAAUUGAGAGGAUGAUAGAAACAGCUGCUCAAACUGGCAUCCAAGGAAGAAUUAUUAAUGUUGCUUCUGUGGUUCACAGUUGGGUGAAAAGAGAUAGCUUUCGCUUCACCCAAAUGAUCAACCCUAAGAGUUACAAUGGUACGCGUGCUUAUGCUCAAUCAAAAUUGGCUAAUAUAUUGCACGUCAAGGAAAUGGCUCGACACCUAAAGGCAAGAAAUGCAAGAGUGAGUAUCAACGCAGUGCACCCGGGCAUAGUGAAGACUGGGAUUAUGAGGGAUCAUAAGUGCCUUCUAACAGAUUCUCUGUUUUUCAUGGCAUCCAAGUUCCUAAAAUCAACCUCCCAGGUUUGUCCACACUUGCCUGUCUCUUUCAUCCUCCUAAAGAUUCAUGUCUACAUGAGAGAGAGAGAGAGAGAGAGAGAGAGAGAUUUCAGAGUUGGUGCAUUGAAGGUGAAAGUGGUUUCUUUUUAUAUACAUAAAUUUAAAGGAAUGGAAAUGUUGAAUGGUGGUGCAGGGUGCAUCAACCACAUGCUAUGCAGCCCUAAGCAAGCAAACAGAGGGAGUGAGUGGGAAAUACUUUGCAGACUGUAAUGAAAGCAGCUGCUCAAGCUUCGCCAGUGAUGAAUCCGAAGCUCACAAGCUAUGGAAGCAGACCCGCGCAGUGAUCCACAGACGCUUACAUCAAUCCCAACCCUGAUACACACGUGCACAUUAAUCUACAUUGUGUAUACAUAUAAAUAUAUAAUAUUCAAUAUGUGCAUGUAUAUAAGUCUUCUUCUGCGAAAAUUAAACUAAAUUCCAUACAUGUAAAUCAUUUUGUAUAGUUCUAUUGGACCCCAUGUAUUUUUACACAGAAUGGUAUUCAUAUUUAGACAGUGAUCAUAAAAA
Molecule: messenger RNA, 1515 nt
Organism: Malania oleifera
Lineage: Eukaryota; Viridiplantae; Streptophyta; Magnoliopsida; Santalales; Ximeniaceae
Product: short-chain dehydrogenase TIC 32 B, chloroplastic
Exons: 7
Coding region: 40-1218 (392 amino acids)
Source: RefSeq, a predicted model, not a curated record